This is a messenger RNA of Culex quinquefasciatus (southern house mosquito), 2278 nucleotides long. RefSeq names its product sodium-coupled monocarboxylate transporter 2. Bases 358 to 2178 code for a protein of 606 amino acids. The transcript has 6 exons. Gene Ontology annotation, cellular component: membrane. Lineage: Eukaryota; Metazoa; Arthropoda; Insecta; Diptera; Culicidae. Gene Ontology annotation, biological process: transmembrane transport; sodium ion transport. The record is from RefSeq and is a predicted model, not a curated record. Gene Ontology annotation, molecular function: symporter activity.
UGUUGGCAGUUGUAUGUGUCGCAUCUUCCAGGCGGUGUGGUCCGGAAGACAAUAAAAAGUAGCAGUAGAUGAACUCAUCCAGCCAAAAAAAGAAGAAGAACCUUCACCGGCUUAUCUCCAAGCCUAGUCAUAUCAGUGGAGAAUUUGGAGUACUCUCGAAGCCAUUCAGCAGGACACGGCAGAUCAUCCUUCAGUCUGAGUUUGCUGCUAUGAAGUGAAGCACUCGUCCAAGAACAUGAAAUUUGCUCGUUUGAUGUUUUAAAGCAAAGUGAUUCAUAACUGCUGACACGACAUGAUCAACGGUGGAAGGUUUUAAAUUGUGCAAAGUGCAGUGAAUUCGUAAAGUCAACCAAAACAAUGGUUAAAUCAAUCACGGAGAACCCGUACGGGGCGUUCUCCACCGAGGACUAUUCGGUGUUUGUGGUGAUGCUGAGUAUCUCGGCUGGGAUUGGAAUAUACUUUGGGUUCUUCCAGGGGAAGAAAAAUCAAACCACCGAGGACUAUCUGCUUGGGGGCAGGAAGAUGAAGAUCUUCCCGAUCGCAGUGUCGCUGAUCGCCAGUCAGCUGUCCGGCGUGUCCAUAAUGUCCGUGCCGGCCGAAAUGUACUCGUACGGUGCCCAGUACUGGAUAAUCGCGCCCACAAUGUUCGCCAUCGUUUUAAUCAUCAAUUACAUUUUCGUACCAGUAUUUUACAACAACCAGAUUACGAACUGCUAUCAGUACCUGGAGGACCGCUUCAGCCCGGCGGUGAAGAAGUUCGUCACGUUUACGUACGUGCUCAACAUCUACCUGAUCCUGCCGAUCUUCAUCUUUAUCCCUUCGCUGGCCUUUGCCCAGGUAACGGGGACGAACGUGCACGUGAUCAACGGGAUCGUGUGCUGCGUGUGCGUGUUCUACACGAUGCUCGGCGGAAUCAAGGCGGUCGUGUGGACCGACGUCGUGCAGGGGCUGAUUAUGUUCGCGUCCUGUUUCCUGGUGGUGGCCGUCGGGGUCUACAAGAUCGGUGGUUUCGCGGAAGUCUUUGCCCGUGCCGCCGCCGGAAAUCGGUUGGAGAUUUUUGACAUGACCUUCGAUGCCAGCACUAGACAGACAUUCUGGACCGCCAGCAUUGGCAACGUGUUUUUGUGGACCGGCUACUUGGGACUUAAUCAAAGCUGCGUGCAACGCAUGGUGGCCGUGCCCAGCGUACGUCAUGCCCGUUCGGCACUUUGGAUUUUCUGCGUCGGAUUCAUCGUAAUCACCAGUUUGAACUGCUUCACGGGGAUCGUCAUCUACGCCAAGUACUUUGAUUGUGACCCCAUCAAAGUGGGAUUAGUAGGGAAAGCCGACAAGCUGCUACCGUUUUUCGUGCAAGAUGUGGUCGGCAACUUGAAGGGCAUGCCCGGUGUGUUCAUCUCGUGUGUGUUCAGCGCAGGAUUGAGCACAAUGUCAGCAAACCUGAACUCACUGGCCGGCAUCAUCUACGAGGACUACAUCCGGCCGUUCAAUCUGUUCAAGCACUCAGACGCAACGGCUAACAAUACCAUGAAGGGCCUAAUUCUAGUUUCCGGUAUGUACUGCAUCGUGAUGGGCCUCGUAGUGGAACAGUUUGGACACAUCCUCCAAAUGGUCGUUACGAUCGCGAGCGUUACGCAGGGAGCCGUAAUGGGCAUCUUCUGUCUCGGAAUGCUGUGGCCAUGGGCAAACAAGCACGGAGCCCUAUGGGGUUCGGCCGUCAGUGUCAUUGGAAUGUCCUGGAUCAUCGCCGGCGCCCAAUUUGCCAUCAAAAGCGGACAGCUGAGCUACCCACCGAAACCCACCAGUGUGGAAGGAUGCUCCGAGUACGGAUUCAACGUGACGCAGCCCCAGCACUCGUCGUUCUUCACCCCGGAGGAAGAAUCCGACGGAUUCUCCAUUUACAACAUCUCGUUCGUUUGGUACUCGACGGUGGGUACUUUCCUCGUAUUCCUCGUUGGAAUACCCGUGAGCUACUUGACGGGGUCGCAAGACUUGAACAAAGUGCAAGCAAAGUUGUUCUCACCGGUGGUUCACUGGCUGCUGCCGGAGACCGUCAGAAGAGGCGAGCUGAGUGUUAAGCCGGAAGAAGACAAACCUGACCAAAUAAAGGAAUGGAUUUACACGCCAGUUGAGGAUUACAAACUGCAAGACCUACACACCGUCAACGAGCAUACUUUGUGAUUGGUUCAAAUUGGCUCGUGAAUCGUCCAACUAUAGUUUGUAAGCAUCUAGUAUUAAGUUAUCGUGUUAUUUUCCAAAUAAAAUAUAAAUUCAAAAUAUA